This is a messenger RNA of Petromyzon marinus (sea lamprey), 1487 nucleotides long. It is a transcript of the gene SRA1, whose product is annotated as steroid receptor RNA activator 1. Gene Ontology annotation, cellular component: nucleus. Gene Ontology annotation, biological process: regulation of transcription by RNA polymerase II. NCBI's taxonomy places the organism in Eukaryota, Metazoa, Chordata, Hyperoartia, Petromyzontiformes, Petromyzontidae. The record is from RefSeq and is a predicted model, not a curated record.
GAGUAGGGGGAGGGGCGGGGGUGCACGUGACGCGUGACGCCCCUCCGGCCACGUACCCGAGGUGACGUCGGCUAUGUCGGCGUCAACUUUCGAACCGACACAAACAGUCGAGGCGACCGCGGGAGGCAGCGAGAAGAUGUCGGAACAUUUCGUGAAGCCGGGGAACCUGGAUCGCGGCUGGAACGACCCCCCAGUAUUCGCAUUCUGCACCCAGAAUUCGACCCGGCGGGGGGGAACCCCCCUCACCAAGCGCGUUCCUCCCCCUCAGCUCACAGGGGGAACCACCUCCACCAUUACAUCACCCCAGGUGUCUCUGACCCCUGCAAGUGCCCCGCCCUCCAGCGUGGCCCCACCCCCCAGCGUGACCCCACCUCUUGCUCCACCCACCGCUGAGAGCUCUGCGUCCGUGACCCAGGAGGAGCCCAGUGUGGAGGUGGUGCUGGAGACGCUCACCUCCCUGCUGACGGGGUGCCGCGGCCACGUUCAGGGCCGCAUAUGCGAUGACAUCGGUCGCAAGCUGGAAUUGCUGCGAGAUGCCUGGAAUUCUGGGAAACUGAGUGACUUGGUCAAGAGACGGCUUGGGAUGCUAGCAAACGAUUUGCGGGCGAGCGCAUGGACUGAGAGUGAGCGCCGUGUCGUGUCGCUCACGGUCGACCACACGAGUGAGGUGGGGCCCUUCAUGGCGGCCGUCAGGAGGCUCCUGUCCGAAGCUCGCUCGCUAUCGCUCCAACAGAAGCAGCAGCAGCUACAAGAACCACCAAUGGAAUCAUGUCGUCAACAAGAAACACAACCACUGCAAGCACCGCAGCAAACAGAGCAGUCACUACCAUUACCACCAUCAGAACAGGAUCCUGUAGACCCAGAUCCAAAACUAGAUCUGCCUUCUGAACAACACCUGGAGCAGCCACAAUCUGAAUAUGAACCACUGCAGGAACAAACCCACUCACAACCAGAACCAAUCGUACAACAGCUAGAACGGGUGCAAUUAGAUCAGUUGCCUUUGGAACAACAACUGGAACAAGCAUGUCCUGAACAACCACAACCGGAACAACAUCGUUGCGAUUCAGAACCUCUGCCGGAGCCAGAAAUGGAAGUUGAGCUGGAAGAGAAGCCAAAACUGUAACCACUUCCGGAUAUAAAGGAAUAAUUGGAAAAAAAUUCGGCUGGAACAAAAAACACGAGGACUUAAUUUGGAUUUGGAAGUGAAUGUGAAACAGGAUCAGCACAUGGGAGAGCAUCUGGAACUGAGACUAGAUCUAGAACCAUAGUUGUGACUAUGGCUGUGUAAAUUCGCUUGGAAGGCACAGAACCAGAACCUCUGGAAGGAACUGAUGCAUGCCACAGUGCCGCGCACUUGCACUUACGAAAACUGGUCACUUCCAUUGUUACAAUUAACUGCUUUACUUUGCAUUUUUAAUCCCACAAAGUGCAUUUUAAUCUAACGCUUGAAGUUAUAAAUAAAAUAUUAACCACUCUGAAGUACUUUG